AUGGAUUAUAAAUCUAGUCUGAUUCCGGAUGGAAAUGCCAUGGAGAACCUGGAGAAGCAGCUGAUCUGCCCCAUCUGCCUGGAGAUGUUUACCAAGCCUGUGGUCAUCCUACCCUGCCAGCACAACCUCUGCCGGAAGUGUGCCAACGACAUCUUCCAGGCUGCGAAUCCCUACUGGACCAACCGCGGUGGCUCGGUGUCCAUGUCGGGAGGUCGUUUCCGCUGCCCCUCGUGCCGUCAUGAGGUGAUCAUGGACCGGCAUGGGGUGUAUGGCCUACAGAGGAAUCUGCUGGUGGAGAACAUCAUUGACAUCUACAAGCAGGAGUGCUCCAGUCGGCCCCUGCAGAAAGGCAACCAUCCGAUGUGCAAGGAGCAUGAAGACGAGAAAAUCAACAUCUACUGCCUCACGUGUGAGGUGCCUACAUGCUCCUUGUGCAAGGUGUUCGGGGCCCACCAGGCCUGUGAGGUAGCCCCGCUGCAAAACAUCUUCCAGGGACAGAAGACUGAACUGAGUAACUGCAUCUCCAUGCUGGUGGCAGGGAACGACCGAGUGCAGACUAUCAUUUCUCAGCUGGAGGACUCCUGCCGAGUGACCAAGGAGAACAGCCACCAGGUGAAGGAGGAGCUGAGCCAGAAGUUUGACGCCCUCUAUGCCAUCUUGGACGAGAAGAAGAGCGAGUUGCUGCAGAGGAUCACGCAGGAGCAGGAGGAGAAGCUGGGCUUCAUCGAGGCCCUGAUCCUCCAGUACCGCGAGCAGCUGGAAAAGUCCACCAAACUUGUGGAAACAGCCAUUCAGUCCCUGGACGAGCCUGGAGGGGCCACCUUCCUCUUGAGUGCCAAGCAACUCAUCAAAAGCAUUGUGGAAGCAUCCAAGGGCUGCCAGCUGGGGAAGACAGAGCAGGGCUUUGAAAGCAUGGACUACUUCACUGUGGACCUAGAACACAUAGCAGAAGCCCUGAGGGCCAUCGACUUUGGGACAGAUGAGGACGAGGAGGAGUUUAUUGAAGACGAGGAGGAUCAGGAAGAGGGCGUGCCCACAGAGGGGAAAGAAGGACACCAGUGAGGAGCUGGAUGAGUAGACACCCUCUG
This is a messenger RNA of Microtus ochrogaster (prairie vole), 1088 nucleotides long. RefSeq names its product tripartite motif containing 63 (gene Trim63). NCBI's taxonomy places the organism in Eukaryota, Metazoa, Chordata, Mammalia, Rodentia, Cricetidae. Gene Ontology annotation, molecular function: zinc ion binding. The record is from RefSeq and is a predicted model, not a curated record.